CAAACGCCAAUUGAAUCCAAUCAGUGAUUCACUGCUCAUUGUGUGCAGUCACUCAUCAGUCACUGUGUGUGAAGCCAUUCACGCAAACACUACACACGACGAGACAUCAUCUGUUCAUCUGUGGUGACAGUGCUCACGAUCACCAACAAGUUGAUCACAACAACCAAACAAUAACAAUAACAAUACAUCCAUUGUGUGUACGCUAUAGUCAUCGGUGGUGCGACAGUGUAUAUGAAGUGCUACGACAAGUGGUGACAUAGAGAUCAGUGAACAUGGAAGUGGUGGGCCAGUACGAGUACUCCCACAAGGACCUAAUCGGCCAUGGUGCGUUCGCGGUCGUGUUCAAAGGCCGUCACCGACACCAUCAACACAACUCAGUGGCCAUCAAAUCGAUCACCAAAAAGAAUCUGCAGAGAAGUCAGAACCUGUUGGGCAAAGAGAUUAAGAUAUUGUCUGAGUUGACACAACUGCAUCACGAGAACGUCGUGGCACUCCUCGACUGCAAAGACACGCAGACCCACGUGUUUCUCGUGAUGGAGUACUGCAAUGGCGGCGAUCUGGCCGACUAUCUCUCCGCGAAGGGCACCCUCUCUGAGGACACCAUUCGCUUGUUCUUCAAGCAGAUCGCCGGCGCUAUGAAGGCGUUGAACGCCAAGGGUAUUGUCCACCGAGACCUCAAACCUCAGAAUAUACUGCUGUGUCACGAGAGCCCCAACCCGUCGGCCAAUGACAUCCGGCUAAAGAUCGCCGACUUCGGGUUCGCCAGGUUUCUGGAGGACGGGGUGAUGGCGGCCACCCUAUGCGGCUCACCCAUGUAUAUGGCACCUGAAGGUAAGGCAGCUUUCAUUAUACAGUUUGUCUACCUGUGCGCUUUUUUUCUUGUUGUUUCCUCUGCCGUUGCACCCAAUGAUUAUGCCUUCAAACGCGUGAUUCACUCAUUAAUUUGUUUCGCUAAUGGUUUGUCUCUUGAAUUGGCAUUAUUUCUAUGUUUGGACGCAAUGGUGAUCGCAGUGAUAAUGUCACUGAAAUACGACGCGAAGGCCGACCUCUGGUCCAUUGCGACGAUAGUGUUUCAGUGUCUCACGGGAAAGGCUCCCUUCCAGGCGUCCACACCUCAGGCCCUCAAGAGUUUCUACGAGAAGAAUCCAGACCUCAAACCAAAGAUUCCGAGCGGAACGUCACCAGAAUUGACAAACUUCUUGACGCGACUCCUGCGCCGCAAUGCUAAGGAUCGCAUGGAGUUCGACGAGUUCUUUGAGCACCCGUUCCUGCGGUCGGUGCCCAGCAAAGCGGUGCCCGUCCGGCAGCCGUCGCGCCGAUCGGUGUCCAACUCACCCCUCCAGUCGCCCGUCUCGUUCGGGUCGCCCACCACUGCGUUGGCGCCUCAUAUGCCCGGCUCUCCCAAAGUGGGCGACGACUUCCCCUCAACGCCCUCGUCGUCCGACUCAUCCGAACAAAUGGAUGACUUCGUGAUGGUUACGGCCGACGCUAAUAGUAAUACAGUUGUGGCGCGAACUCCCUCUCCCAAGCAUAAGCCCGCGCGAGUAGGCCAUGCAUUUAAGGCCAAAGGAUCUCCUAUCGUAGCGCCCGAGCCGUUACCGGUGCCCACGCAGAGGGAGGCCUACGAGCGAAUUCAGCGAAGCUGUGGAUCUAAUUAUAGCCCCGCCGGCAGCAGCGAUGGUGUCGAUCACAUCGCAUCGAUGGCUACCAGUCCGCCGACUACUCCCAAAUCAUCUCAUAAGCCAGGAUUGCAGCGACAGGACAGCAGCAGUUCAUUGGGCAGCACCGGCAGCACAUCGCGUAGCCGUUUCGCGGCAGACAUUAGUCAACUGUCGCCACCGAACGUGCAGUUUAUGAUUGGAUCGAACACUCCUCCCGGUUCGGGGUCGGGAUUCCUGGCCAACCCCUCCCGUCGCUGCAGUGCACCCGUACUUAAUGUUCUCAAUACGCGGCAAACGCCGCCUCUAUUCAAACAACUAACACCUCCCGGAUAUGCAAACACUGCCACAUCGCCCAUAUUGCCGGCCAUUUGCGACACUCCCGGCGCUCAAAUGUAUGGGCAACCAAUGGUGGGCACCGCACCGGCCGAGUAUCCCUAUUACCCCCAACACUCUCCGCAUUGGAUUCUAAGAACCAGCAAAACGGAGCCCUCGAUGGCCAACGUGAGCCCCAGUAGUGUCAAACUGGGCUUCGCGUCGCCUCCCCGUGCCAUCACUUACAACGAUAUGCACGGCUAUAACCAGAAUCGCGGGUCGCAUCGGUCCAACCCAUACCCGCAGCUCUCGUAUGGCUUCCACCCGUCGUACGCGAAUCAAGUGUCGUCUCCGCCACAGUCGGCCCCUCAGACCCCAAGCGAAGCCAUUAUGUUCUCAGCGCCGGAGCUCCCCGAGGAGACACUGUUGGACAGGGAGCACAACGAGACGUUAGCCAAACUGAACUUUGUAUUAGCACUCGUCGACUCCAUCCUAGAGUUGGCGGAACUCAAGUCCUCUCCCCUCUCAGUACUCACCGAAUCCGUCAAUAAAGAGAAUAAAGAGGUGCAGAGCGAGUGCUAUCGCAAAACAGAGCAAUUAGUGCUGUAUGUGCGGUGUCUUCAGCUCCUGUCGUCCGCAUUGCAAUUGUCCCGAAAGGAGAUUCAGGCGGGAAGGCUGCGAACGUCGACAUCUGUGCGCACAGUACUUCGCACUAUGAAAGACCGUUUUCAUGAGUGCCUAAACACGUGUAAAUCACUCGACUGUACGGCACUCGUCAACAGCCAGAGCACUGAGAGGGCCAUUGAGAGCAUAUCAGCUGAUAAGCUGCUCUAUAAUUAUGCAAUAGAGAUGUGCCAAUCGGCCGCUCUCGAGGAGCUCUUCGGACGCCCGGCAGAGUGCUUUCGUCGCUAUCAAACGGCACAAAUACUUUUGCACUCAUUAUCACAACAGGUCUAUAAUGAAAGCGAUAAGCGAUUACUCAAUAGGUAUAAGGAAGCGGUGGAAAAACGGCUGUUCGUACUCCAGAGUCACGGCAUAGUUAUGGCCUACGAUAGCACCCCUACCUGACAAUCAAAAGUGGUUACUGAUAACCGCUAAUACAACAGUUGUUUGGAUUGUGUGUUGUAUUCAUAUAUUAUGGUAUAUGAGAUGAGAUAUGAAUUUUGAUAUGAUAUGCGAUGUGUAUGUAUGUAAGGAUACUGUACUUCGAUCUCUUAUAUAAUGCGAAUAUACGCUAAUAUUAUGUCGAUUUUACUAAUAUUUAUAUUAAUUU
Oppiella nova is the source of this 3246-nucleotide messenger RNA. Lineage: Eukaryota; Metazoa; Arthropoda; Arachnida; Sarcoptiformes; Oppiidae. The record is from the annotation of a GenBank genome assembly.